Cordyceps militaris CM01 is the source of this 960-nucleotide messenger RNA. RefSeq names its product short-chain dehydrogenase, putative. NCBI's taxonomy places the organism in Eukaryota, Fungi, Ascomycota, Sordariomycetes, Hypocreales, Cordycipitaceae. The record is from RefSeq and is a predicted model, not a curated record. The coding region runs from base 1 to 960 and encodes 319 amino acids. The transcript has 3 exons.
AUGACGUUGAAACGGAUGGGCGGCAACGUCUUGUCGGAUCUCAAGGCUCUGUCUCCGGAUCUGGUCCGCCAUCUCGCCCGGAGCAUCCACUUAACUCCGGUAUUCGCACAGGUUCUGUCAACUACUCUUCUCCUUCCCAUCAAAAAGCAUACUAUAACCAACAUGUCUUCCCCUACUGUCGUUCUGGUCACUGGUGCCAACAGCGGCAUCGGCUACGAGAUUGUCAAGUCCUUCUACGAGGCACCCAAAUCAUACCACAUCAUCAUGACCAGCCGAUCUCUGGAAAAUGGCACAAAGGCCAUGGAAAAGAUCAAGAGCGAGGUGCCCUCCUCGUCCAAUACCCUCCAGGUUGUGCAAAUGGACCUCACCAGCGACGAGUCCAUCAACGCUGCGUUUGCUACUGUCCAGUCAACCAAUCAAAGAAUUGACGCCCUCAUCAACAAUGCCGGCGCCACCUUUGACAUCCAGUACAGCGCCGGGGAGGUGUCCCUCCGCGACUGCUUCAACCGGGCCUACGACGUCAACGUGACCGGCACCACCAUUGCCACGCACACCUUUAUGCCGCUGCUGCUACGCUCCGCCGACCCGCGCCUGCUCUUCCUCGCCGGCCUGUCGCAAAUCACCGAGGCCGCCAAGAGCUACUUCCCCACGCCGCCGCAGCCCGCCGGCUGGCCCAAGCCGCCCGUCGGCUUCGAGACGAUUGGCUACCGCUGCAGCAAGACGGCGCUCAACAUGCUCAUGCUGGACUGGAACCACAAGCUGCGCGCGGACGGCGUCAGGGUCUGGGCCGUCGGGCCGGGCAUGCUCGCCACCAACCUCGGCGGCAACCCGGAGCUGGUCGCGGCGCUCAACUUGCCGCACCCGCGCAAGGGAGGCCGGGUGAUGCGGGCCGUGGUCGAGGGCGAGCGGGAUGGGGAUGCGGGACAGGUCAUUUCGUACGAUGGACGUAUGCCACUGUAG